Molecule: messenger RNA, 820 nt
Organism: Nicotiana tabacum (common tobacco)
Lineage: Eukaryota; Viridiplantae; Streptophyta; Magnoliopsida; Solanales; Solanaceae
Product: protein TIFY 5A
Biological process (GO): regulation of defense response; regulation of jasmonic acid mediated signaling pathway; response to wounding
Cellular component (GO): nucleus
Source: RefSeq, a predicted model, not a curated record
ACUCCACUCCUUGGCCCCCACACCCAACUCCAUCAUCUAAAUUACCCUUUAAAGUUGUAUAUAUUCAUUCAGAGUCUCUUUAUUCUUCUUCAUUAUCUCCGAUCACAUCUUGAACUGCUGUUCUUCAUUAAUUCAUUAAUAUUCUCUUCAAAGCUCCAUUCUUUCUCAAGUUUUGAAAGAUGAGAAGAAACCGUAACUUGGAUCUAAGGCUUGUCCCUCCUUGUGUUUCAGCUUUUUCUCCUAAAGAAUAUUGCACUACCACUCCAUUCUUCUCCAGGAGGGAUAACCAGGGCACAAAAGAGAAGCAACUGCAGCAGCUAACUAUAUUCUACAAUGGAAAAGUUGUGGUUUCUGAUGCUACAGAGCUGCAGGCGAAAGCAAUAAUAUAUCUCGCAAGUAGAGAAAUGGAGGAGAAUACAAAGACUUCAUCACAAAUUUCAGAGGCAUCAUCGCCAUUGUUACAACCUCAAACUGGUCUUUCCAUGAAGAGAUCUUUGCAAGGAUUUCUGCAGAAGAGAAAAAAUAGAAUUCAAGCAACUUCUCCGUAUCAUCACUAGCAAUUACUAACAAUUACUAAUAAUAUUUGAUGAACUUUAAUUUCUUUUUUCUUUCAUUUUUUCCUUCACUUUUCUAGUGUGGUUAUGUGAUGAAGAAGAAAUCUUUUUUUCAUGUCAUUACUUUCUGGUUUGCUGACCCGACUAAUAUAGAUUCGUGGCUGGAAGACCCACCUGAUGACAUGCUCUAGAUAUGUAAUUUAGUGUUCUCAUAUAAAUAUUAUGGAUGUUGGCUUGAAAUGAAUUUAAGGGCCCGUUUGGUCAUA